AUGGAGAUGAUAGCAAAAAGGAUAGAUGGUCUUCAAAUAGCUGCAGUGAGCACUGCAAAUCAACCACUAGCUGGAUGGGAACAACAAAAAGAGAGUUAUGAAGAGCAGCAGCCAGAACAAGUUCACUAUAUGCACAACCAAGGUGCUGGGCAGAAUGAAUUUCAUGGAGACGCUUACAACCCCUCUUGGAGGAACCAUCCCAAUCUAAGAUGGGGAGACAACCAGAACCAAAAUUCAUGGCAAAGGAGCUCCAACCAAAACAACUCCCGCAAUACAAACCACCAGAACCAUCAAAACACUAACCAAAAUCCAUAUAGAAAACUACAAAAUAAUCACCCUGCAUCCACUUACUACCCACCAAAUAACCCAUCAACUAACCAUAAAAAUUUUCAUUCACUAUCCACAUCCCAUACUCAGCCACAACUACCCCAAGAAUCCCGAAGAAUCUCUAAUUUGGAGAUGAUGAUGGAGAAAAUGAUGAAGCAUCAAGAGUUGGCUAAUAAGAAUCAUGAAGCCUCACUGAGAAACCUGGAAAGACAAAUAGGACAAUUGUCCAAACAGCCAGAGAGACCAACCAAUACUUUCCCAAGUGAUACCAUCUCAAAUCCCAAAGAAGAGUGUAAAGCAAUUCAACUCAGAAGUGGAAGGACACUGGAAGAUGACAAAGUUGACAGUGAAGUGGCAAUUGAAGAUAAGGAUAAGGAAGAGCCAAAGAAGAAGGAAGAAGAACCUCAAGUUUCAAAGAAGGAAAAGCAAGUCAUGGAAGAGUGA
Molecule: messenger RNA, 771 nt
Organism: Arachis ipaensis
Lineage: Eukaryota; Viridiplantae; Streptophyta; Magnoliopsida; Fabales; Fabaceae
Source: RefSeq, a predicted model, not a curated record